GGGGAGCAGCACCCGCCACCUCACACCGACUGGUCUCUCCGCUGCGGGCCUUUGUCCCGGCCCAGUGCCCUCGCCGCGCCCGCCCUCCGCGGCUGGCCCGGCACCCUGGAGCCGCACGGGAGCCGGCUGUCCCAGCUGCGUCCGGCGCGGCGCCCCGGAGCCCCGAGUCCGCCGAGCCGCCGCGCCCCGCGCGUUCGACCCCACCCCGCGCGCUGAGGGCAGCGCAGGGUGAGCGCACCUGGCCUCGGCGACCGCGGGAGCGGCGCGUCCGCCCGGGAGGAUUGGUGGUCGCGGCCGGCGGUCGGUCCCAUCGCGCUCCGGAGUACGCAGAACUGGGAGCGGUUUGGCCAUGGCCAUGGCCCGGUCCAGGAGGGACUCCGUGUGGAAGUACUGUUGGGGACUUUUGAUGGUUUUGUGCAGAACUGCGAUCUCCAGAUCGAUAGUUUUAGAGCCUAUCUACUGGAAUUCCUCGAACUCCAAAUUUCUACCCGGACAAGGCCUGGUACUAUACCCACAGAUAGGAGACAAAUUGGAUAUUAUUUGCCCCAAAGUGGACUCUAAAACUGUUGGCCAGUAUGAAUAUUAUAAAGUGUAUAUGGUUGAUAAAGAGCAAGCCGACAGAUGCACUAUUAAGAAGGAAAAUACCCCACUGCUCAACUGUGCCAGACCGGACCAAGAUGUGAAAUUCACCAUCAAGUUCCAAGAAUUCAGCCCUAACCUCUGGGGUCUAGAGUUUCAGAAGAACAAAGAUUACUACAUUAUAUCUACAUCAAAUGGGUCUUUGGAGGGCCUGGAUAACCAGGAGGGAGGGGUGUGCCAGACAAGAGCCAUGAAGAUCCUCAUGAAAGUUGGACAAGAUGCAAGUUCUGCUGGAUCAACCAGGAAUAAUGAUCCAACAAGACGUCCAGAGCUAGAAGCUGGUACGAAUGGGAGAAGUUCAACAACAAGUCCCUUUGUGAAGCCAAAUCCAGGUUCUAGCACCGAUGGCAACAGCGCGGGGCAUUCCGGGAACAAUCUCCUGGGUUCCGAAGUGGCCUUAUUCGCAGGGAUUGCAUCAGGAUGCAUCAUCUUCAUCGUCAUCAUCAUCACUUUGGUGGUGCUGCUGCUCAAGUACCGCAGGAGACACCGCAAACACUCUCCACAGCACACGACCACGCUGUCUCUCAGCACACUGGCCACGCCCAAGCGAGGUGGCAACAACAAUGGCUCGGAGCCCAGUGACGUUAUCAUACCGCUAAGGACUGCAGACAGUGUCUUCUGCCCACACUACGAGAAGGUCAGCGGGGACUAUGGGCACCCGGUGUACAUCGUGCAGGAGAUGCCCCCACAGAGUCCUGCCAACAUUUACUACAAGGUCUGAGGCCUGAGACCUGCGCCUCCCAAGGGAACUCGCACCUUGUUCUUGGGCACGCAGGGACUGCCUGAGCCUGGCUGUUGGGGGCAGGAUGCCUCCCGGAAGAGCCCGGAUCUGGACAGUUUUGUAGUCUGUAGCUUUUCGACCCUGGGGACCACAGACCCUCCCCGGAAGCUGGAAGACUGCUAGGAGAUCCCCACUUGGACUGCCGCGUUCCCACGCGGACCUCCAAGCCAUGCACCCAGCCACUCAGGCCUCUGCAGAGCCCG
Messenger RNA from Rattus rattus (black rat), 1623 nucleotides. It is a transcript of the gene Efnb2, whose product is annotated as ephrin B2. The record is from RefSeq and is a predicted model, not a curated record. Bases 350 to 1360 code for a protein of 336 amino acids. Gene Ontology annotation, molecular function: ephrin receptor binding. The transcript has 5 exons. Gene Ontology annotation, biological process: axon guidance; ephrin receptor signaling pathway; blood vessel morphogenesis. Gene Ontology annotation, cellular component: plasma membrane. NCBI's taxonomy places the organism in Eukaryota, Metazoa, Chordata, Mammalia, Rodentia, Muridae.